GUAGGAAAUAGGAAUAUUAUGUAAAAUAUAUUAUCACAAAUUGUAUGGAAAUAAUAUAAUGUAAAAAUGCUACUAUGAUGGAAAUAUCAAAUUUUAGAAAAAUAAAUAAAGAUCGUUUAGCUACGUUUUUGGAACAUUUGGAAAAUAAAAACUUAGAUAAAGACGAGAUAUUUGGAAAAUGUUUAAUGAUUUUGAAAACAUUAUUGUACACUUCAUCAAACUUUAUCCCCAACAGUACCCUCAGCACACAGUCCAACAUUCAAGAACUUUUGUAUUCCAUUAAUUUCGAUGCAAUAGAUGAUGACCACAUGAUCAAAUUGAAAUCAGUACUCGAUCAAGGAGCGGACUUAGAUAUAUAUGCUAGAUACAUAGAAUCCAUCUUAAAUAAAAACAACAAGUCAUUGAAUUCAAUUUUAAUGACUGUUUGGACUCAAUUAGGAUCAAAUGUAUUGCAAUUGCCAAUAAUUAUUCACGAAAAAGCCAUUGAAGUGAAUCCUUUAAUUUUUGAAAAAACUAUUCUGUCUGCAAUAUCAAUGUGGGAAAUAAAUAACUUGAUCGAUGUAUGCUCUAAAUCACCAUUGGUGUUCCAAACAUGCUCAAGUAUAUUCAACGAAUUGCUUAUUAAGUUAAACUUUACCAAUAAAUUUAUGGAGUUCUUGAACUAUUUUGUAAAUACUGUCAGCGCACGUUGCAAAAACAAUGAUAUCGAUAUUGUCAACAUCUAUCCUAACAAAUGUAGAAGUAUAUUAACCUUGAGGGACAUUAAGAACAAAAAUUCAACUUUGGUUACCGAACAUUAUCUAAAUGUUGAAGUAAAAAAAUUAGCUUUAGCUUACCCCAAAGAAUCUAUUUGUCUUUUAAGUCAUUUUCCAGAUUUAUUCAUACCAUACUGAAGAAUCUUGCACCAUUAGUAAAUACGCUAUAGAUGUUUUUUUUAUUCAUCUCAAUUCAAUUGACUGUUAAAAACAGCUCAACAAAACGACAAUAAUAAUUGGUAAUUUAUAAUAUCUACCUACCUACAUUUACCAAAUACCAAUGCAGAAAUGCAUAGGUACUAUUGUAUCUAUACAAAAUACAAUAUAAUUACCUCCAUGGCUAUAUAGUAUACUUAUAUGAUAUUAUAUAGAUAAAUAUAUUAUAAUACCAAUAUGUAAUAUAAAAAUAUAUAUUUUUUAUAUUAUAUACCUACGAAAAUAGUUAUUAUAAUUGAGUUUGUUUUGAUAAUGUAUUUACACUAUAAACUAAUGUUAUUAAUUUAUUAUAUUUUGUAUUAAUAUUUGAAAAAAAUCAAAUUCUAGUUAAAAUGUAAAUUUAUUUUCACUUUUUAAGUUACUAACUAUUUGAUUUUCUAACGAACAUAAUAUUAUACAAAAACCAACUAAUUUGAUUUAUCACUGUAAUUACUUAUAUUUUUUUUUAGUGAUAAUGAAGUAUCAUUUGUUUGAUUUAUUUAUUAAUUUAUAUUUUUUUUGAAUAAUCUAAAUUUAAAUUUAUUAGCAGAAAAUAAAUGGACAUUUUUUCAACUAUUUUGUCUGCCGUGUAAUUUUUGUUUAUACUCUGAGAUAUCUCGGCUGGUGUUUAUACUGUUUAGUACUUAUAAAUUAUAUAUUAUUAAUAAUAAUUAAGCUUUUAACUAUAUUUGUUUUGCAAAAUGUACUGAUUUUUAAACAACUAGUAUAUUAUUUUAUGUUCAACAUCAAUAACCCCACAUAAUAUAAACUAAAUAAUAAUAUUAUGUUAGGUAAUUUAAAAUAAUGAUUCGGCUUAGUUUGAAUUGUGUCAAUUUGACACUGAACUUUUUUUUUUUUUUUAUUGGUUGUUCAUAGAUUAGGUAUAUUAAUAUCUCUGACAGCAUUUGAUAAGUGUUCAAGUUUCUUAUUUGUUCAUUCAUAGUUUGUGUUCGGGCUCAAAUGUAAACCCACCUUAAGAUUCCAAAGAUCGGUAGUAUUUAAAAUAAAAAUUGACUAAUUAUUUUAUUGUUCAAUUUUAUUGUUGCUUUAAAGUAACUAUUGUUAUUGUAUUAGGUAUUAAGAAGGCACUACACCCACAUGCCUUCUCCGUCUUACAAAUGCCAGAAUAUAGAAAAUUGUACGCUCAGCAGAUCACGCUUGGCUCUGUUAGUUAAAAAACUAGAGUGAAUUGACGUCAUAUAAAUUUUAGAAGUAAGAAUAUUAUCUAGUGAACCUUAGGUUUUUUUUUAUAUUUAAAUUUUAAAGCAAGUUAUGAUUAUUUUAAAAUUAUAAAUUGUUUCUGAAUUUUAAAAUAUU
This is a messenger RNA of Metopolophium dirhodum (rose-grain aphid), 2267 nucleotides long. RefSeq lists its product as uncharacterized. Bases 75 to 893 code for a protein of 272 amino acids. The record is from RefSeq and is a predicted model, not a curated record. The transcript has 2 exons. NCBI's taxonomy places the organism in Eukaryota, Metazoa, Arthropoda, Insecta, Hemiptera, Aphididae.